GUUUGUUUGACCUACUAUGUUUGACAAACCAAAACCAACAACCGUCAACUUGUGUUGAAAGAAAGUGUUUGCUGCGGCGUGAGCUGUUUGUACUAGCCCUGACCUUUCCAUCUAACAUUCUCAUAGUGGAGCCCAGAGUCCUGGACUGCACUGAGUAUUGGGGGUUUCACCCUUGAGCGAUGACUGGAUUCAACGCUAGGAUUUGUUCAGCUCGGAUUCGUGGACAGUAAGGCAAUAUGUCCGAUCCCGGCGACGACAAUACCGCUGCGUACGACCAAGAGUUCGAAGUCGAGCGGAUUCUCGCUGAGCGUGAGCGCAAUAGCGAGACUAAGUAUCUCGUCAAGUGGAAAGGAUAUGGUGAUGAGGAAUCUACUUGGGAGCCUAAAAGGCAUUUUAUCGGCCGGAAAAUUCUGAAAUGUUGGGCGAAACAGCGAAAGAAAGGGGAUUUUCUAGACGAGCAACAGCUUGAAUCGCUUGAAGGGCGUAUGAAAGUUUUCGCAGAAGCAAAAGCGCGGAAAGAACGUCGGGCGGAAUUGAGACGACUGGCCGGAUGGGAUGUCUCGAAACGAACAUCCAGUCGGAUGCCAAAGUCCGAGUCGCCAGAAACUCCAUCCACUGCGAAGCGACCACGAGGAUCUCUACAAACCGCAGACCAGCCAGGAGCCAAGCGACUACGAGCAUCUCGUUCACCACCUAUCAAAUCUCGUUCACCAACGAUCAAACCUCGUUCACCAACGAUCAAAUCUCGUUCACCAACUAUCAAAGAUGAAGCUGCAGAGGGCUCCGGAGUGAUGGAGGCGGAUCCUGCACAGCUGCUACAUCGACCAAAUCCAACGGUGACGAAAGCAGCCUCCACGCAGGUGACGUCGAAGCAAGUUGGUACAAAUCCACCUCUCGCAUCAACCGGACAUCUGGAAACCGCCCACGCUCCUGUCCCUCCUCUGCCCUUAGCGCAAGUCAGCGGUGUUUCGUGCCCAAUGCUGGAAGCGAAGGAAGGAGAAACAAACAUUCAGGCCGAUCAAGCACCCAAGCAAAAUAAAACUUAUGUGAACCCGAUCCACGAACCCAAACAGAAUAAGCAAGGCGGCUCGACCACAAAACCUGCCGGAAAACGGCCGGGGAAUGCUGAUGCUGCGUCGAUCGCAACAAAUACGGAAAACAGCAAGGCAGGGCAGAGAUUCAAAAGCUUGAGACAACAAAACCAACACGCCAAACUAGCAUAUCGAGAACCUGCGCCAGAUAUUUCAAAGCUCGAUCUCAGAGAACCGGAUGCAUGGCCUAUAGCCGGAAGUGAGCAUGUAUCUAAACUUCAAGACGCUGCUCCCAAAUUUGGACGCGAAGAUUCUCCCCUUUUUGUCCCCGAAGACAAUGAGACGGAAUUGCCUCACUUAGAGAUUCAGCAGACGCGCAAAGAGACGCCCAACAGUCCCACUCCGAGGCUGCCUAUUGAUGCACCACUGUCAGCCAUGGGAAUAUCCCCAAGCAUGCCAACAGCAUCCUCGGCACCUGAGAGUCCUCCUGCGAACGAAGUCUCAUUGAAGAGGACACGAGGAAACACCUUGAUUGAGACGCGACCUUCAACUAUCGGGUCCAAGUCACGCGACUCGAUACCAUCUACGGCACCAACAAACCCCUUCGCUGAAAGACGGCCACCCCCCUCCGGCCAACGUUCGAACAGCGCAAAUGUAGCACCAGCGCCAAGGCAUGAUCAUGCCAUUGUGGGUUCAACGCCUAUUGACACCUCAGCUGUUCAGCCACGACCCGUGCCUGUUUCUGGCGCUCAUCAUUCCGCUAAAGAGUCGAUGAUUUCGAGACAUGCCCGAUCCACUGCUAGAACCACAGAUCACGGAACGGCCGUUGAUUUGGAUGUUUAUCUACGUUUUGAGGAUCAUGAUGUAGGUAUUGUGACCUUAGCUGGCAUACCGAGGUGGCUGGAUCGCAAACUUCGAGGCGCAAAAGAACGACGUGCAAGCCUUCUAACAAUUGAUUUCAAGAAGAACUUGGUUAUGAAUGCGCAACGGUUUUCUGAGGUUUCUGCAUUGUUGAAACAGAGGCGGCACGGGACGUUCCCAAUCCAUGCCUCAGGUGAUAGGCUGCCAGCAACGGAAAACCUAAGCAAAUAUCUGAACGAAAAUGACCUCGUCGCCGUCUGGGAAUAUCCAGAACCCCAGGAUAGUCUUAUCCUGAUUCUGCACUCGAGUCGAACUCCUGCAUGGGGAGGCUUCAGGGAAGAGAGGGUCGACGCAUCUGCAUCCCCUUUGGAGUUUGUUAUUUGCAAUAAGCUACCUAGGGUCCAUCUGGAGAAUGAUGCAGCAAGGCCCCGUAAGGUCCCUCAUCCUACUGGUGAACGAGAUACAGGAUCGCGUGUGACAGAGCCUAAAGCUUCACAACCUGCACUUCAACUCACUGUCGGAGACGAUGUAGCCGCGUACGCACAGAGUCCAGUCGAACUGUCAGCAUCAACACCACCUCCAGCAUUGGCAAAUGGAGGGACGAGUUCGAUGCUAUCCCAAGUGCAUGGCCCAGUCAAGUUGCCGACAUCAUAUCCAAGAAAAGCAACAGCAAAGGCAGAUGAAGGUGCAAAUUCAGUGCAGACGCGAGCAUCCAGCGGUAUACUAAGCCCAUCUGAACGUCCAACGGCUCACGAACCUGCCAACGAGCCUGAGAUGGUGCGACUGCCGUCCCCGGCGAAUUUCGAGAAGUUAUUUCCUGAUGCGGAUAUAUCACAACGCAAGCCGCGGGUAAUGAUAUGCUUUGGGCAGUCUAACCAAAUCGACGCUUCCGCUGUGAAAAAAUUGCUGGAUACACACAUGAAUAGUCAUCGGGUUUUCAUUGAUUCGGUGAAGGACGACUGGGAAGAGUUUCAGGAAGACCUGUCCAAUAGGGUUGCGGCUAUACUGUUCCACGAGAAGCACAGAACAUAUUGCGAUCUUCCGGAUUUCCACAAAGUCCUCCGAUUUCAAAAUGUUUCCUGUUACGAGCUUUCGUUUCCAUUACAGCUGCUCGAGCCGAAGCAGCCCAAGCCUGAUCAGGGGAGUCCUGGGAGUCUCUGGCCGAGACUCUUCCCACGAGGGAUGGUUUUGUGCAUCACCGAAGACACUUUAAUCCGUCACCCGGAAGCGGCGUCGUGGGUAAUGAAUUGGUUCGAAAUGCAAUCUGCGGGCAAGGGCAAAGUGUCAACCUGGAAGUUAGCCCUUCUCCCAGACAUCUGUUCCUGGCUCCUACGCAAGGCGAAGGAGAGCGAUGGGAAAAUGCCGGAACGGUACGUCGAAAUUGUUUUAGCCGUCGAACGACUGAACUUUCGGUCUUUGGAAGCGUCGUGGUGCAAUACAGGUCGUGGCGAUACCCCGGUUGAAUUGGCUCUCUCCCGCUCCUGGGACCGGAGCUCCAAAUACAUCCAGUCACCCUCGGCAUUACCAGCCUAUGGAGAUUGGGACUCUGCGGAUUUCUGUGACAAGGCUGUGAAGGCGCGGGACAAGAAAUUGCUUGAAUGGUUCGUGGGGUGGGCGGCAGCGAAUGCUCAUCGCCAUCGGAGAUUCAUUGUUCUAGACUCGACCCGCAACAACGAAACAGAAAAGCAUUCGUGGCACGUUGACUUCCAAGAUCCCACUUUGUUUGUGAAAGAAUGCGAGGAAGCGAGAAAGCGAGAGGAAGUGAAGAACCGAGAGGAUGGGAAGCGGCGAGCUUGAAUUUCUCGCGCGCUGAGUCUUGGGGUUUCGCGAUGUGAAAGAGACUGGCGCAUUCAUCCUUGUUCCCACAGGAGGGGAAAUGGGCCCUGAAUGAUUUUGGAUUCUCUGUUGUGUACUCAUUAGCGAAAAGACCUGCGUCGGUGCCGGAGUUGGGUGGGAAGGAAGGAAGGACAGCCUUUCCUCACAAAAGUGGCCCCCUGGUCACAGUGUUCGGAUUCACACAUCAACCUGCAAUGCCGGCGUUUGGUCGCUCGAUGGUUUGCGAGCAAGCAGUGACUACAAAAAGCAGGCACCUUUACGACGCAUGGAUAGCCACUCAUGAGACAAUAAAAGCAAAUUUAUAUCAACA
Molecule: messenger RNA, 4038 nt
Organism: Cladophialophora immunda
Lineage: Eukaryota; Fungi; Ascomycota; Eurotiomycetes; Chaetothyriales; Herpotrichiellaceae
Exons: 3
Coding region: 237-3689 (1150 amino acids)
Source: RefSeq, a predicted model, not a curated record